UGAAUACAUGAAAAGAUUGUCAGUUAUUUAAGCUUCAAAAAAAUUUAAAAUUUGUACUGUGUUCAAUUUGUAGUAAGAUGUGCUUUUGCUCGACGUUUGGGCUUAAAAUAGCGCUUUUGAUAAUUAUACCUAUUACCGCUGGAUUUAAUGCCGGACAAGUUGCAAAAGACAUCACAUUGCUGGAUGAACUGACGGGGCAUCAUCAUAUUGUUCUAAUUAUAAGUAUAACCUUAUGCGUAAUUAUACUAUUUUCCCUUUUAGGCGCAAUUUAUGCGGCAAUUCGACACCAUGCAUUGAUUCUAAACGUGUCACUAGUGGUCUUAAUACUGAAGUGCAUAGCAAAAAGCAUAAUUUUUAUCGUGUGUGUAGCCACCGAAAAAAACCUUGAAAAGACAGCCGCCCACUUCUGGUUUAUUCUUUGUUGGAUAUUUACCAUUCUCUGCAUGCUCUCAAAUCUUUGUUUCUCGAUUCGGUUAAAAGAGCUCUUAAGACAAUCCGAUUAAGCUGCGAUUUGGUUGAAAUACUUUUUUUUUAUUAUGCAGUUCCAUUUAUCAACAAGUCAUAAAAAUUGGGAUUUAAUGCUGCUCAAGUAGCAAAAGACAUUUCUAUCUGGAAUGAGGUGAAGGGCUCCAACCAGGUUAUUUUAAUUAUAAGCCUAGCGCUGUCUAUAGUCAUAACGGUUGCUCUUAUUCCCCUAAUGUAUGCGAC
This is a messenger RNA of Drosophila gunungcola (fruit fly), 708 nucleotides long. RefSeq lists its product as uncharacterized. The transcript has 5 exons. Bases 78 to 503 code for a protein of 141 amino acids. NCBI's taxonomy places the organism in Eukaryota, Metazoa, Arthropoda, Insecta, Diptera, Drosophilidae. The record is from RefSeq and is a predicted model, not a curated record.